GCAACCCUGUACUGACUGCAAUGUCACCCUGACCGAACAGCCGGUAAACUAAAACCAGGAAGUUUGUUGUUGCAAUGAUAAUACAUUUCUGUUUACAUUUUUUCAUAGGAAACAAAAUUCUAAUAAAACAAUCAAUGUGAUUAUUGAGUAUUAUUUUUCGAAAAUUCAAAAGAAGAAUCAUUCAAAGACGUUUACGUUUUGUUUUUAUUUCUCAAAUUCCAAAAUUCACUAAUUUAUUUGAAGAAAAUAAGCUUUGGUGCGCGGUUCAGUUGCAGUGACCAGAACACCGUGCUAACCACACCACAGCAACGGAACGUAUUUGCGAAUAAAUUGGGCUUAGUUGCGCAUAAUAUGAAAAACAACGUCUAAAGUUCAAUUGGCUGAAAAUAAAACUUUUGGUGUAUUAUGGGUGGACAAUCGAAGUUGAGUCAAGUGUUCAGCUAUGAAUCUUGGAUACAUGCCGUGUCUGGAGCAGCGGGUGGCUGCAUUGCGAUGAGCACUUUCUAUCCACUUGACACGGUGCGGUCGCGUUUACAACUUGAGGAUCCAGAAAAGAUUAGAGAAGCGCGUAGUACAGUUCAAGUUAUUAAAGAGAUAAUUACACGUGAAGGUUUUCCAGCCCUCUAUCGUGGCCUGGGUCCAGUUCUUCAAAGCCUUUGUAUAUCCAAUUUUGUUUAUUUCUACACAUUUCACAGCUUAAAAGCUCUGACUGCCAAUAACAGCCAACAGUCUGCUUUGAAAGAUCUUUUACUGGGCUCAAUCGCCGGUGUUUUAAAUGUAUUUUGUACCACUCCUUUUUGGGUGGUUAACACACGUGUACGUAUGCGUAAUGUGGCCGGAACUUCAGACGACGUUAAUAAACAUUAUAAAAAUUUGAUAAGUGGCAUCUUAUACGUCGCUAAGACAGAAGGCUUCCGUGGUUUAUGGUCCGGCACCAUACCAUCUCUAAUAUUGGUAUCUAACCCAGCAUUACAAUUCAUGAUGUACGAACUACUAAAGCGUAAUCUAAUGAAAUUCACCGGCUCUGAAAUAUCGAGCUUAGGAUAUUUUUUGAUAGGAGCACUCGCCAAAGCAUUUGCCACAGUACUCACCUAUCCGUUGCAACUUGUACAGACAAAGCAACGACAUCGUGCCAAUACUACACAAGCUAAUAAGCCGUCGACAUCGAUCAAUCCUAUUCCAAAUGAUGCUAAUAUGAUGGAAAUAAUGCUGAGUAUAAUACAGCAUUAUGGUUUUAGAGGACUAUUUCGUGGUUUGGAAGCAAAAAUAUUGCAAACUGUGUUAACAGCAGCACUCAUGUUUAUGGUUUAUGAGAAUAUUACAUCAACUGUUGGAAUUUUGUUAAAGAAACGAUCUUAAAUGUAAGGCAACAAAUUAGCUUGUUUUUUGUGCAACGAAAAAUAUUAUAUGAUUGAAGAGCGUAUGAGCACACAUUUUGUUUAAAUAGUUAGUAUAUAAAGUGAUCUUGACUAUAA
Ceratitis capitata (Mediterranean fruit fly) is the source of this 1475-nucleotide messenger RNA. RefSeq names its product peroxisomal membrane protein PMP34 (gene PMP34). Bases 406 to 1359 code for a protein of 317 amino acids. Gene Ontology annotation, cellular component: peroxisomal membrane. The transcript is spliced from 5 exons. The record is from RefSeq and is a predicted model, not a curated record. Lineage: Eukaryota; Metazoa; Arthropoda; Insecta; Diptera; Tephritidae. Gene Ontology annotation, molecular function: FAD transmembrane transporter activity; NAD transmembrane transporter activity; ADP transmembrane transporter activity.